This is a messenger RNA of Heterocephalus glaber (naked mole-rat), 8389 nucleotides long. NCBI's taxonomy places the organism in Eukaryota, Metazoa, Chordata, Mammalia, Rodentia, Bathyergidae. The record is from RefSeq and is a predicted model, not a curated record.
UGCGCGCGCGGUGACGUCACCAGGCCGAGCCGCGACCGCCGACGGGAGAGCGCUCCCCAAGCGAAGAGAGCACAUCCGGGACGUUCACUUUUACACUCAGUCUCUGGCGAUCAUUGCCGGACUCUCCUCGCUCACUGCCCCGUUACCGCGGCAACGCUCCGGCAGCCACCCCGCGGCUCCGCGUGACGUCAGUGCCAAGGCGCGUCCUCGCGGAUGGCGACCCCGCCCUAGCACCCGGGCGCCUCCCGGCCUCCUCCCCCGCACUUCGAGCGCCUGCGGGAGGUGGGCGCCGCCCGCACGCCCCGGAGGCCCCGCCCCGUGAGUCAGGCGGUCUCGCGGACCGCGGGCGCCGGACGCGCCACGCCGCCAGAUCUCGGGAGCGUCAGGCGUCAGCGCCCCGAGAGUUUGGUAACUCGGGUAGGCGACUGGAGGACAAAGAAAACGACUGCGGUAUUAAUAACUAGUGUUUUAGCCAAGUCCCCGAGUGUGCCCCUCGAUCCUUCAGAACAGAGGAUGCGUUGAGAAGCGUGUGGAAGACAGGAAGAGAACCCGGGCGAUCUCCGGAUAGGGUCCCAGGAAACGGCGCCGCUGCGGAGGGCAGCCGCAGGUAUUUCUGAAGAAUAUCGCUGGUCUGUGAAAAUCUCUGUAAUUCUGUAUUACAUGGGGUCUUGAUAACCCUUUUGCAAAGAGGAAAUAAGUUGGUGAUGGGGUACACCCACUGACCAAUGGACUCAAAGAAGAGAAGCUCAGCAGAGGCAGAAGGAUCCAAAGAAAGAGGCCUGGUCCAUAUCUGGCAGGCAGGAUCCUUUUCCAUAACACCAGAGAGGUUGGCGGGCUGGGGAGGAAAGACUGUUGUUCAGGCAGCCCUAGGAGUGAAGCAUGGCGUUCUCCUGACUGAAGAUGGUGAAGUCUACAGCUUUGGGAGCCUUCCCUGGAAGAGCGAGCCUGUGGAAGUUUGUCCAGCCAGCCCUGUCCUAGAAAAUGCCUUGGCUGGGCAUCACGUGGUCACAGUGGCAACAGGGAGUUUCCACAGUGGAGCAGUGACGGAAGGUGGGGCAGUGUACAUGUGGGGUGAGAACUCUGCAGGCCAGUGUGCAGUCGCCAACCAGCAGCAUGUGCCGGAACCGAGCCCUGUCAGCAUCUCUGAUUCUGAGACCAGCCCUUUGAUGGCAGUCAGGAUUUUACAGUUGGCAUGUGGUGAGGAGCACACCCUGGCACUGUCAAUAAGCAGAGAGAUUUGGGCAUGGGGUACUGGCUGUCAGCUGGGUCUCAUCACCACCACCUUCCCAGUGACAAAACCGCAAAAGGUAGAACAUCUUGCUGGGCGUGUGGUGCUGCAGGUGGCCUGUGGUGCUUUCCACAGCCUGGCCCUCGUGCAGUGCCUCCCUUCCCAGGAUCUGAAGCCAGUCCCCGAAAGAUGCAGCCAGUGCAGCCAGCUCCUCAUUACAAUGACUGACAAAGAAGACCACGUGAUUAUAUCAGACAGCCACUGUUGCCCGUUAGGGGUGACACUGACAGAGGCCCAGGCAGAAAGCCGCACCAGCACUGUCAUCAGCCCCUCCACCGAGCCCCUCGAUAGCCAGGGAGGAGUGUUUGAAAACACUGUUGUGGAAGCUGGCCUGCCCACUGCCCCUGACCUGCAUAUGGGGUGUUCUCAGAUCACAAGUGGCGAUGCCAUUUCCUGCCAACAGAACGUCUUGGGAACGGCUGAAGUUGGUUCUGAGAGAGGCGCACUGCCAUGUCCCGACACCCAGGCGCUACAUGAACACUUGGAGGAACUGUCUGAUCACUCAGUCAGGGAGGACUCUGAGAGCUGUGAGAAGCCAGUGCCAUCUCAGCCUCUUGAAGAAGAAGCAGUUCCUAAUCCACACAGCCCACCCACCACCAGCACCUCAGCCCUUAAUAGCCUGGUAGUCUCUUGUGCAUCUGCUGUUGGCGUGAGAGUGGCUGCUACCUAUGAAGCUGGGGCCUUGUCUCUUAAGAAAGUGAUGAACUUUUAUAGUACAGCCCCUUGUGAAACUGGAGCUCAGGCAAGCAGUAGUUGCAUAGGCCCAGAAGGUCUAAAAGACAGCAGAGAAGAACAAGUUAAACAGGAAUCAAUGCAAGGAAAGAAAAGUUCAAGUCUUGUGGAUAUCAGAGAAGAAGAAUCAGAAGGAGGCAGUCGGAGACUCUCCCUCCCUGGAUUGUUGUCUCAAGUUUCUCCCAGACUCUUAAGAAAGGCUGCAAGGGUGAAAACCAGGACAGUGGUUCUGACCCCGACCUACAGCGGGGAAGCUGAUGCGCUGCUGCCUUCUCUGAGAACGGAGGUGUGGACCUGGGGGAAAGGGAAGGAGGGGCAGCUGGGCCACGGCGAUGUUCUGCCUCGGCUUCAACCAUUGUGUGUCAAGUGUCUGGAUGGUAAAGAGGUAAUCCAUCUGGAGGCGGGUGGUUACCAUUCUAUGGCACUUACUGCAAAAUCCCAGGUUUACUCAUGGGGUAGCAAUACUUUUGGUCAACUUGGGCAUUUUGAUUUUCCAACAACUGUUCCUCGCCUCGCAAAGAUAAGCAGUGAACGUGGAGUCUGGAGUGUAGCUGCAGGCCAGGAUUAUUCCCUGUUCUUAGUGGAUACAGAAGACUUCCAGCCUGCGCUGUAUUACAGUGGUCGACAGGACCCUGCCGAAGGUGACAGCCUUCCAGGGAGUCCUGGAGGUGCCAGGGCUCCAGUGCUUCUCUCCUGGAGUAAGCUUGGAUAUAUAAGCAGAGUAGCAGCAGGAAAAGAUAGCUGUCUGGCCUUGGUGGACAAGAAUAUUAUGGGGUAUAUCGCCAGUCUGCACGAGUUGGCUGCUAGUGAAAGACGGUUCUAUUCAAAACUGAGUGGUGUCAAAUCUCAGCUACUCAGGCCUCUUCUCAGUAUAGAGAAUCUGGGCCCUGUGACUGCAGUGCAGCUCUUGCAGGAGGUUGCAAGCCAGCUCAGCAAGCUGUGUUACCUGACUGGUCAGCACGGAGCCUCCCUGAGCAGCUUCCUUCAGGGCACAAAGGAAGCUGGGAAUCUGGUCAUCCUGAAACAUGCGAGUCUCUUCUUGGAUAGUCACACAGAGUAUUGCACAUCAAUUACAAAUUUCCUGGUUAUGGGAGGAUUCCAGCUUCUUGCUAAGCCUGCCAUUGAUUUCCUAAAUAAAAAUCAAGAGCUGUUGCAAGAUCUGUCAGACGUGAAUGAUGAAAACACUCAGUUGAUGGAAAUAUUGAAUACUCUUUUUUUCUUGCCAAUCAGACGCCUUCAUAAUUAUGCAAAAGUUUUGCUAAAGCUUGCUACUUGUUUUGAAGUGACAUCUCCAGAAUAUCAGAAGCUGCAGGAUUCCAGUUCUUAUUAUGAGUCUCUUGCUGUCCAUCUCAGCAGGAAAAGGAAGGAAGCAGAGAACACACUGGGCUUCUGGAAGACCUUUCCUGGAAAAAUGACGGAUUCCCUGAGGAAGCCAGACCGCCGACUGCUGUGUGAGAGCAGUAACCGAGCCCUCUCUCUGCAGCAUGCUGGCAGGUUUUCUGUGAAUUGGUUCAUUCUCUUUAACGAUGCCCUUGUCCACGCCCAGUUCUCCACACACCAUGUCUUUCCAUUGGCCACGCUCUGGGUGGAGCCGCUCUCUGAAGAAGCCAGCAGUGUGAAUGGCUUGAAGGUAACUACACCUGAAGAACAGUUCACUCUCCUUUCAUCAACACCCCAGGAAAAGACUAAGUGGCUACGGGCCAUAAGCCAGGCUGUGGAUCAGGCUCUGCGGGGGACAUCUGAUCUUCCGGCUUAUGGGAGUGGCAGCAGUGUGCAGAGGCAGGAGCCACCCAUUUCACGCAGUGCCAAAUACACUUUCUACAAGGACCCUCGCCUGAAGGAUGCCACUUACAGUGGGCGCUGGUUUUCAGGGAAGCCCCAUGGCAGAGGGGUGUUGAAGUGGCCCGAUGGAAGGAUAUAUUCUGGCAUGUUCAGAAAUGGCUUGGAAGAUGGGUAUGGAGAAUACAGAAUCCCAAAUAAGUCUCUGAACAAAGAAGAUCAUUAUGUGGGCAACUGGAAAGAAGGAAAAAUGUGUGGUCAAGGAGUCUAUAGCUAUGCCUCUGGUGAAGUGUUUGAAGGCUGUUUCCAAGACAACAUGCGCCAUGGCCAUGGCCUCCUCCGAAGUGGAAAGCUGACUUCCUCCUCGCCCAGCAUGUUCAUUGGCCAGUGGGCCAUGGAUAAGAAAGUGGGGUACGGCGUCUUUGAUGACAUCACUAGAGGAGAAAAGUAUAUGGGCAUGUGGCAAGAUGAUGUAUGUCAUGGGAAUGGUGUGGUUGUUACCCAGUUUGGACUAUACUAUGAAGGCAACUUCCACCUUAAUAAAAUGAUGGGAAAUGGAGUUUUACUUUCUGAAGAUGAUACUAUCUAUGAGGGAGAAUUUUCUGAUGAUUGGACUCUGAGUGGAAAGGGUACACUGACAAUGCUAAAUGGAGAUUACAUUGAAGGGUAUUUUAGUGGAGAAUGGGGAUCUGGGAUAAAAAUCACUGGAACCUAUUUCAAGCCCAGUCUGUAUGACAGUGAUAAAGACAGACCCAAAAUUCUCAGGAAGCUAGGAAACCUGGCGGUGGCAGCUGAUGAGAAGUGGAAAGCAGUGUUUGAUGAAUGUUGGCACCAGCUGGGCUGUGAGAGUCCAGGCCAGGGCGACGUCUGGAAAGCCUGGGACAACAUCGCUGUGGCCCUGACCACCAGUCGGCGCCAGCACAGAGACAGUCCAGAAAUAUUAAGUCGUUCACAGACUCAGACACUAGAGAGUUUGGAAUUCAUUCCACAGCAUGUUGGUGCCUUUUCUGUGGAGAAGUACGAUGACAUCAAGAAGUAUUUAAUAAAGGCCUGCGACACUCCCCUGCACCCGCUGGGCAGGCUUGUGGAGACUCUGGUCGCCGUGUACAGAAUGACCUAUGUGGGUGUGGGGGCCAGCCGCCGGCUGCUGCAGGAGGCUGUGAAGGAGAUUAAAUCCUAUCUUAAGCGAAUUUUCCGACUGGUGAGGUUCUUAUUUCCGGAGCUUCCUGAAGAGGGCAGCACAGUUCCUCUCUCUGCUCCUCUGCCGACUGAAAGGAAGUCAUUUUGCACUGGGAAGUCAGACUCCAGAUCUGAAUCACCAGAGCCAGGGUGCAUGGUAACAAGCUCUGGAUUACUGUUGCCGGUGCUGCUGCCACGGCUGUACCCACCGCUCUUCAUGCUGUAUGCCCUGGAACAUGACCGCGAGGAAGACAUCUAUUGGGAAUGUGUGCUGCGGCUAAAUAAGCAGCCAGAUGUGGCUCUCUUGGGCUUUCUUGGAGUGCAGAGGAAAUUCUGGCCAGUCACUUUGUCAAUCCUUGGCGAAAGUAAAAAGAUUUUGCCAACCACAAAAGAUGCUUGUUUUGCCUCAGCAGUAGAAUGUCUGCAACAGAUCAGCACAACCUUUACCCCGUCAGACAAACUGAAGGUCAUCCAGCAGACAUUUGAGGAGAUCUCCCAGAGUGUCCUGGCUUCACUCCGGGAAGACUUCCUGUGGUCCAUGGAUGACCUGUUCCCUGUGUUCUUGUAUGUGGUGCUUCGGGCCAGGAUUAGGAAUUUAGGCUCUGAGGUACACCUCAUUGAAGAUCUGAUGGACCCUUAUCUUCAACAUGGGGAGCAGGGUAUAAUGUUUACUACCUUGAAGGCAUGUUACUACCAGAUCCAACGUGAGAAGCUUAACUAGGCUGCAUAACAGCUUGAAAACUGGAUUAUCUACUGCCAUCUGGAGUCUGUUUGUGAUGGUGAAAAAGGACAGUGUUGAAAUGGGAAAGGGCUUUAUGUAAUUUCAGUUGUUAUUUCUGAGCCUCACUAAUAGUUAGAGCCCAGAGCCCAGAAAAAAACAGUUUUUUAAAAGGAAGAUAGAAGACUAGGUAGAAAUCAUACUGGACCAGUCCUUGACCUACGUUAAAUUCCAAGCUUCGUACUUGUGUUUGGAACAGGAGGAUGUCCCUCCUGCAGUCAGGGGCAUGUCAGCUACGUGACAUUGCAAGAAAAGUUUCCCAGCACAGCAUCUGCAUUAAAGAGGCUGGUGAAUGUGUCUGAGUUUCCGGAUUGCCAGAAUCCGUCUGCAGUUACCCAGAUCCAUUUGCAAGAAGCAGGCUGCACUUGAAACCCUAGCAGCCAUGCUCUGCCUCCUGACCCUCCCAGUUGCAUCAUGCUUCUUUGCUGGGGGAGGACAAAGAGGAGUUUUUAAACUGCAGUUACAACUUUUUCUAAGCUUUUCCACUGAGUAUUGAGGGACUGUCACAUUCUGACCCAAAAUGUAGACUGCAUCCAGAUAGUAGUCUUCUGCCUCCUAAUUACAAAAAGCAGAGGAAUUCUGAUUUUGCUUUCCCCACUGAGCUACAGAGCAAGUACACUGGAACUCCACACUGACCCCAGGCCACUGUGGCCCUCAGCUGUCCAUGUGCAGAUGCUGCAUGCUGAGACUGGGACACGCCGUUCCUCUGCAGCCUGAAGCCUGGGACGUGUGGAGACAGAACUGCAUGGACCCUCAUCCUAGUGUUCUUCUUCCCAUACCUUGCACUGAAGCCACAGGUGGGAAGAAAAAGGAAAUGACCUUUGGCUUCCCAUCUCAAAAGUAUUGUUCACCUCACAGUUGAGUGUUUUGCUCUUUUUAAUAUCCUGUUGUAAGUCGUUGGUUUACACUGCAUCAGUAACACUAGCUGCUUGGGUCACAGGGGUGCUCUUCCUCUGCUCAUCUCCCCACCGUGGUGCACACAGGAGCCCAAGCAAUGUGAAGUGACCAAACAGAUACUCAUUGCUGUUGGAAAAGGAUCGUGGUCUCUGCUCUUUAUAAUCAAGACAAAUGUUUGUUAAAUACUGUUUCAGAAUGUUGGCCAUAAUGUACAGCAAUUUUCCUAAUAAAAGACAUUCAUCUUUAUGAAGUUGUUAUAGAAGAAAUGACAUUGGGCAGCCUAAAAAAUCAAAGGAAACCCAGGCUCCCUUGGCCUCAGAGGACCCUCUGGAGUUUGAGAGACAGGGACUCACUAUUAGCUUAGGCUGGCCUCAAACUGAUGGCAAUCCUCCUGCCUCAGCCUCCCAAGUUCUGAGAUUACAGGUGUGCACAACCACACCCAGUGAGAGCUCUCUGUCUUUGAUAAUAUAGGUCAGUAAUUACAGUACCUUUGGUGGCAAAGAACAAGUUAACUUUUUUUUUUUUUUUGUACUGGGUGUUGAACUCAGGACCUUGCACUUGCCAAGCAGGUGCUGUACUGCUGAGCUACAUCCCUGGCCCAACAAGUUAACUUUCUGAUUCUAAUAACCCAAGGAUGAGAGUCUUAAAAGAAAUCUAUUAUUUCUUUGAAUAAAGGACAUAUUUUAAAAGGUGCUCAUUUUCCUGUUUUUUAUCUCAUGAGCAGUUUCAGGGAAGGAAAGAAGGAGGAUUUAAAAUUCUAGUUAGAAACGUGAGGUAUCAGUCAUGCUCCCUGCGCUGUGUGUGAAAGGACCAACUGAACGAAAGGUCUGGGUUAAACAGUUUCCAUUUCUAUCGGGAUUGUUUUGACUUUCUGAAAACACAUGCGAAUAGCAUAUUUGGCUGGCAAAGACAGAUUUAUUGAACAUCUAGUUCCUUAAGAGAGAUAAUAUGUGCAAACGAGCCCCCCCAAAAAAGCUUUGUCCAUUCAAGAUCAAUGAACCCAUCAAGAAAUUCCCCAAUGACAACAGCCAUCUCCAGGCUAGAAGGACAUGAUGCAACCAGUCCUUUCACUGGAGUCUUAAAACUGUCCAGUUACUUUGGAUUCUUCAUUCUAUAUAUUUAUACUUUCCAGACAGAGUAUUAAAAUUAUAAAUUUUCAUCUCAGGGAAAAGCCCUAAACCUCUAGGCCAGUGUCUGUAAGUAGAAAUACCUAGCACUUGCUUACCAACUCAAGAAGAUCUUUCACAAGUAUGACAGCUGCUCCCAGCGCCUAGGAGUGGAAUCUACCGCCUUUCUCCCCACCUACAACAAGGAGGAGCGAGAUGUGCUCACUGUCAGACCUAAGACUCUAGCCUUUAACUUCCCUACUCCAGCUCCGGUGUUACGCUACCACAGCCAGAGACAACAUUUUAUAGCUAGGUUUAGAAAUUUUCAAAGUUAAAAGUGAAAACUUAAAAUUGUUUUUGGUAAAAUAUGCUGUACUCAGAAUACUCAUAAAUGUGUAAAUUCCAGGUUGUGUUUUCCUCUACAGUGGGUGGACGAAGAAAGCCAUGUGUUUGAGUUACAAAGGACUGAAAACUUUUCACAGUUGGCAUUUGGUCUUUUGUCAGUGAGCAGCACCGUUCCUCUUGGUCUUUAUGUGAAACCUAUUUCCAGAUGCUCUUUCUGCUGACCAUCCCUUAUACAGUAAUACAAAUUUUUAAUAAAGACAGUUGGCUUUUUUUCCUGUCUGCAAA